CGGGACAACGCUGGAGGCUGCAGGCGGGCGAGUGCACCCACACAUACACGCAAGUCGCGGACGUCCACGUUGCUCUCCCUCCGCUCACGGCUAGGCUGCUGCACGCAGUGUUGUUUGUUGACAGGCGCCACUAGCGAACGCGACUUCCCCGACCGAGCCCGCCCUGGUCCACCACCGGUCCACCAGCUCCCUGCACCGUCCGCACAGUCGCUGCUUCCUCUCCCUCCCAUGACGCAGAGCAGCUCCCGCGGCCCAGCAGCAGCAGAGAAUGACCCCAUGAACAACCUGCGUGCGCUGCAACCGGCCGACAGCCCCCCGAAGCGUGAGGUGGCAGCGACACCGCCUAAUCCCGCGCCAGCGAACAGCACCGCCAGCAGCGCCAGCACCGCCAGCACCGCAUCGUCGCCCCCGCGCACCCAACUCCGGCGCACUGCCUCGAACAGCAGCAGCAUCCUGGAGAGCACCACCAAGCUCGCCCGCAACGUCUCCCCUGCCCUACUGGCGCGCAUGAAAUUCCUCAACCACGCCAGCGACACCGCCAGCGCCAGCAAGUUUGCGCCAGCCCCGACGUCGAUUGGCCGCAUUGCCGAGGAGAAGAUCAAGCAGCUCGACGACUUCCACUCGACCAAGCGCACCUUCAGCAUCGAGCGCCGCGGCACCACCUGGAGCAGCGGCACCGGCAGCCAGCUGGGCACGCCGCUGAUCCCGCAGCUGACGGGCGAGAGCGUCCCUCCGCUGGUCAUGGAGCGCGACCUGGAGAGCGACAUCAGCAGCGUCGUCAGCACCAGCGACCGCGUGCUGCCCUCCGAGUCCGACGUCGAGAACGACCAUGUGCUCGACAUGCAGAAGUACCGCCUGCCCGACAUCACCAAGACCAAGACCCUGAGCCAGACCAUUGCCGAGCCCGACGCCGCCCCUGUCGCCCAUGUCGACCGCCCACCCACCCCGCCGCCCAAGGACACCCCGUCCCCGCACUUCGAGGACGAGGUGUCGGUGCUCGACUCCAACAACACCGUCGACGUCGCCUCCUACUUUUCCCACCGCCACCUCCACCGCACCAACUCCAUCUACACCCUGUCCAAGGCGAGCUUCACCAACCAGAUCCAGCAGCUGACGUCGAUGAAGCUCCCGCCCACCACCAUUGCCUCCGAGAUCACCGCGCUCCCCUCGUCCACGCUCGCCGGCCGCGCGCUGCACAGCUCCGCGAACGAUAUCCGCCGGUGGAUGGCCAAGGCCACAGAGGUGCUCAACGGGCUCGAUGCCGACGACGACGUCGAGUGGGCUGCGGCUGCAGGGAGAGAGGGUCUCGCUGAUGUCGAUGCUGCUAUUGGCAAAUUCGAGGGCCUGGUCACCGUCUACAUCACCGCCAUCGAAGACCUGCAGUCGCGACCAGACAUUUCAGCGCUGCCGCUGAAGGACCAGACUACUCUCGUCACCCAGAUGGAAGAGAUCGUUGGCAACUGGAGCGAAAUCAAGCGCACACUCAAGGGCAUCAAGAACCAGGUCGAGAUUGCCAUGGAAUGGGAAGAGCUCUGGAACUCUGUACUAGGCGAGAUUGGUGCUGAGGUCGAGACACUGAGCCGUCUGGUGUUCGAGAUGGAAGAGCGCCGACAUCGUGUCAUAUCUGACUCGGUCGCCGAGUCUGCAGAGAAGUUUGACAUUGCUGAUCUCGAAACCAUUGUAGAGGAGACACCGCGCCAGAACCGGACGCAGAACAACCGGCUUAGUAUGCCGCCUACACUCACCGUCAUGUCGCCAACCUCUCCCAUCCCUCAGAUUGAGCAGGAGAGCUCGCGCCUCCUUGAGAUCUUUGCCAAGCUACAGCCACUGCGUGCCUCGCUGGACUUCCUUCCCAUGCGACUAGCUUCGUUUGAGAUGAGAGCGAGCAACAUGUUCCCAUCUGCGUGUGAUGAACUGAUGCGUAGGAAAGACCACCUAGAGAAGCAGGAGAAGAACCUGGAAGCCGAAGCAGAUGCCCUGAGAGAGGAACUUGGCGAAGACAAGUGGGUGCACAGCUUCAGACAGGCUGGCAGCAAAGCUGUAGCCAUGUAUGACUCGUGCAUGAAGAGUAUCGAGAGGCUGCAGCAAGCUAUCAACGACGCUGACGAGGAGAAGCUUGGAUCACGCAUCUCCACAUAUCAAGAUAAGAGAGACCACUACCCACCUUCCAUGAAGAGAGUGCUCGAGUUGAUCGAUAUCGAGAUGAAGCACAGGUCCACUGUCAACGGCGAGAUCCUGCGCAUUCAACAAGAUGUUCGGCAGAAGAUGUCAGACUUGGAGGCGGGGAUUGAGCGAAUGGACGCCAUUCUUGACGAGGUGCCUGCAUCACGCAAGCUGCGCGACUCUGUUUCCACUGUCCUCUCUAUGCGUACCGAAGCUUCCUCCACCGCCGAAACUCCUAGUAGUUCUCCGGCAUCGAGCGUCGUAAUGAGCCGCAAGGGUAGCGACUAUGGAAUUGUGACGCCCGCAGGCCGGAAAUCACGUCAGUCCAGUACCUCCACAACGAAGUCGUCUGCUCCUCCGAACCGCCGAUAUUCGAGCUUGCCCGUCAUCCCAGGAAGCGUACCUCGCAAGUCACUGCCUUCUACGUACUUGGAGCCGACAAUUGCUCGAACAAUGGCAAGCACACCAACACGCAUGUCCCGCUCAUCGACCCCUGCGACAGAGCGCCCUGCGCACAAGCCGCGGUGGAACACAAGUACCAAAGUGAACGACACGGCUGUCAGUCAUUAUUACAAGGCACUACCUGCGACGCCACUAAGAAGUGCUUCGGGACAAUCGUCGAUACCCGUUCGAAGUGCGCUGGGCCGAACCUCAAUGCUUUCGCCUUCUCCAUCCGCUCAGUCCACUGCCGCAACGCCCAUGAAAUCGUCAAUGAGACGUCCUCUGGCGAGCACGCUGCAAGCACCCGCUACGCCACUCAAAAGCCCGACCUUUGCGCAUGGCACGCCUUCUACUGGAACCCCCAGUUCUAUUCGUCGUGUGACAAUCGCGGAUGAUGACAAUAGCCCUCCUACCGAGGAGAGCCCCGUUUCUCGGCGCACCACUCGCCCGCCAAGCGCAAUGAAAAGUCGCCGCACCAGUCUUUUGCCUACCCCUGCGUCACGAACUCUCUCAACCACGCUGUCCACCCCGGCUUCGACACCUGCUCGAACGACCAGCAGACUGGGCAACACUGAGGAGGGCAGGAGGAGCAGGGCCGGUGAUGGCCGAUCCAGCCGCGUCAGUGGUCGACAGUCGAGCGCAGGGGAUAGGCCGGGCUGGAGAUAGGCUCUUACAAGGCGACCAUAUCUUCUCGACGUCUGAGGAGCGCAACCUUCUCGUACUUCGUUCUUACGGACCCUGGCUGGUCCACUCCCUUCUACACGCCCCUGCAAAGGCUAUGGUCACGUCACCUAGCAUUACAUCACGCGGGGCAGUUUGUUACAUGGCACAUGGAUUGCAUGUGCCGGCGUUUAUGGUGGAUGGGAAAGCGUAUCCUAUACCCUGGUGUUUGAUUCUUGAUUUAUCGCUUUUGUUUUCGGAGACAGCACGCAUUGCACAACCAUGGACAACGUUGAGCAUUGCACAACAGACACGCGACUGUACACCAAACUGUAGAUUUCCCGCUGACAGAGUAUUUGAGUAGAGAAGAGAACUAAUCGCGUCACGAGCGCCUGCGCACAUGGUCGUAGAGAUAGAGAUAUUAAGCAAUCAACAUGUCAGUUGGCGUCCAUCUUUACAGCCGAUGUGCCGGUUUCCUCAUAGGCCCCCUUGUGGCUUGUCCA
Molecule: messenger RNA, 3767 nt
Organism: Boeremia exigua
Lineage: Eukaryota; Fungi; Ascomycota; Dothideomycetes; Pleosporales; Didymellaceae
Product: cortical protein KAR9-domain-containing protein
Exons: 1
Coding region: 229-3270 (1013 amino acids)
Biological process (GO): establishment of spindle localization; nuclear migration along microtubule; mitotic spindle orientation checkpoint signaling
Cellular component (GO): cell cortex; mating projection tip; spindle pole body
Source: RefSeq, a predicted model, not a curated record